Messenger RNA from Manihot esculenta (cassava), 1388 nucleotides. Its product is annotated as E3 ubiquitin-protein ligase BRE1A. NCBI's taxonomy places the organism in Eukaryota, Viridiplantae, Streptophyta, Magnoliopsida, Malpighiales, Euphorbiaceae. Gene Ontology annotation, molecular function: protein binding. The transcript has 11 exons. The record is from RefSeq and is a predicted model, not a curated record. The coding region runs from base 23 to 1216 and encodes 397 amino acids.
AUUUAAUAAGUUGCUAAGUUCUAUGCUUGGGAGGGAAGUAAGCAAACAAAAGCCAAAACCCAAAAGGUAUAAAAAGAAACAGGAAAAAAGAGAGAUCCUGAGAGAAUAUGAAAAUGGAGAGUGCUGUGCUGUCUCUGAAUCUAAAAUGGCGUACAAUUCAGGGCUUCUCUCAUGUUCUUCCAUUAUCCUGCUUCACCAUUUAUACCUCUCUUCUCGUUUUGGUUUCGUCUCAUCAAUCCACUCCAACCCCAAUCCUCCCAAUCUGCUUGCAAUGCAGUCCCAACAACAGGAAACGGAUGAAUUAGAAGUAAACAAGAGGCUGCUUCAGGAGCUUGAAGAUAUGGGAUUCACAAUUGGCCGAGCAGCACGCGCACUUCACCAUUCAGGCAAUGCUAGCCUUGAGGCUGCCAUAAAUUGGAUUAUUGAUCAUGAGAAUGACCCAGAUAUUGAUCAAGUGCCCUUGAUAGCAGUGAACAUAGAUAUCGAGUCUCCUCAACCAUUAACUACUGAGGAAAUACAGAAUAAGGUGCAAGAAUUAAGGGAUCAAGUUCGCAAGAGGAAUGAAGAAGAAGAAAAGAAACUUGAAAGGGAAAAGGAGAAGGAAAGGAUUCGAGCUGGUAAGGAAAUCCUUGCGGCAAAGAGAAUCGCUGAAGAAAAUGAAAGAAAACGAUAUUUAGCCUUGAGGAAAGCAGAAAAAGAGGAAGAGAAGAGGGCAAGGGAGAAAGUUCUUCAGAAGCUAGAAGCAGAUAAGGUGGAAAGAAGGCGAAUGCUUGGAUUGCCACCAUCAGUUAGCCAUGAGGCUAUAAAUACUUCCAGACAUGUUGUACAGGAAAAAAAGAACUUUUAUCUUUCUGCUACAAGGGCUGAGCAAUUAAGAGAAUGUUUAAGGUCUCUCAGGCGCAAUCAUAAGGAUGAUGAUGCUACAGUCAAGAGGGCCUUUCAAACUCUUUUGAUUUAUGUGGGGAAUGUUGCAAAGAAUCCUGAUGUGGAAAAAUUCCGAAAGAUCCGAAUCACUAAUCCAUUAUUCCAGGAAAGAGUUGGAAGACUGAAAGGAGGCAUUGAGUUUCUUGAACUUUGUGGAUUUGAGAGAAUUGAAGGGAGCAAUUUCUUAUACCUUCCUUAUAACAAGGUGGACAUGGCACUUUUAAACUCAGCUGGAACUGAAAUAAGAUCUGCAAUAACAAAUCCCUUCUAUGGUCUUCUCUCUUAUGGGUAAGAGACAAAUGGGGGCUAAGGUAGGUCCACUGACUAGAUUCUUCAAAUUAGGAAAUCUUAACGAUAAAUGACUAUUAUGUUCAUUGUUGUUGUAUAUUGGGUUCCCAUGUUAUUAUGUAAGACUAUCAUGUUCUGAAAGCUUUUGGAAAUAAAUACAUUAUUAUUCUAUUUUC